Molecule: messenger RNA, 1242 nt
Organism: Mizuhopecten yessoensis (Yesso scallop)
Lineage: Eukaryota; Metazoa; Mollusca; Bivalvia; Pectinida; Pectinidae
Product: G-protein coupled receptor 98-like
Exons: 8
Coding region: 10-1242 (410 amino acids)
Biological process (GO): metal ion transport; cell communication
Cellular component (GO): membrane
Source: RefSeq, a predicted model, not a curated record
CUCUUCAAGAUGUUUCACCGAAUACCAACUCUGGGUUUAUGUUUCACGCUUUGCGCCCUGUCGAUGAUCGGGACAACACAGGGAACCUAUAUGCCCGUUCAUUGCUGUUCAGGGUCUACACUAUAUGGUUCAAGAUGUGUGUGUAACCCAGGAUACCAUCCCGAUAGUACUCACCGGUGUGUCGAGCCAUGUUGGAACAAAUGUAAAGCAAAUACAGUCUGCAACAAAAAUACAUUCAGAUGUUACUGUAAACCAGGAUGCAGCGGUAACCCAUAUAGCGGCUGCGCACCACCUUUAAGCAAAUUCCAAUUUGCACGAUCAAGUUACUCGGUCAGCGAGAGCGCCGGAGUCGCGAAGCUCCAGAUAGAUAGGAUAUCUGGAGUGUCCGGGAGAGUCACACUGUACUGGAAAUCGACUGCAAUAUCGGCUAAAUUAAACAGCGACUACAAAGGUGCUUCCGGAACAAUUACCUUUGAAAGUAAUGAAAAAUGGAAGUCCAUCCAAAUUCCAAUCGUUAAUGAUAAGUUCUACGAAAACACUGAAACGUUCAAAGUAACCUUAACAUCAGCAAGUUCUGGAGGGCAAGUUGGACCGCGUCGGGAAACAGUUGUAACAAUUAGGGAUGAUGAUCUACCUGGCAAAUUCCAAUUUGCCCGAUCAAGUUACGUGGUGAACGAGAACGUCGGUUCAGUGAAAUUGCAGAUCGAUAGAAUAUCCGGAUCACUCAAUCAAGUCACUUUGUACUGGAAAUCCACUGGUAUAUCGGCUACACUUAACAGCGACUACAAAGGUGCUUCUGGAUCUAUAACAUUUGGUGUUGGUGAAAAAUGGAAAUCCAUCGUUAUUCCCAUCGUUAACAAUCAGUUCUUUGAAAACACUGAAACGUUCAAAGUAACCUUAACAACAGCAAGUUCUGGAGGACUAGUUGGACCGCGUCGGGAAACCGUUGUUACAAUAAAAGAUGAUGAUCUGCCAGGUAAAUUCCAAUUUGCCCGAUCAAGUUACGUGGUGAACGAGAACGUCGGUUCAGUGAAAUUGCAGAUCGAUAGAAUAUCCGGAUCACUCAAUCAAGUCACUUUGUACUGGAAAUCCACUGGUAUAUCGGCUACACUUAACAGCGACUAUAAAGGUGCUUCUGGAUCUAUAACAUUUGGUGUUGGUGAAAAAUGGAAAUCCAUCAUUAUUCCCAUCGUUAACAAUCAGGUGGGUUUAGUAAGGAUGUUUGAACGGAUUUGUUUUUAA